This is a messenger RNA of Ilex paraguariensis (yerba mate), 1281 nucleotides long. Lineage: Eukaryota; Viridiplantae; Streptophyta; Magnoliopsida; Aquifoliales; Aquifoliaceae. The record is from the annotation of a GenBank genome assembly.
AUGAGAGAAGAUGGUGAGGCAUCUGAUAAACCUCUCGACAUUGCUGUGUUAAGUAGAUUGAAACAGUUCCGGGCGAUGAACAAACUCAAGAAAUUGGCUCUGAAGGUAAUUGCAGAAAACCUUUCCGAAGAAGAAAUCAUUGGAUUGAAGGAGCUUUUCAAAAAUAUGGACACAGAUAACAGUGGAACAAUAACAUUUGAAGAGCUGAAAGCCGGUCUUACAAAACUGGGUACCAAGCUUUCCGAGUCAGAAGCGAGGCAGUUGAUGGAAGCGGCAGACGUGGAUGGAAAUGGAACAAUUGAUUAUAUUGAGUUUAUAACAGCUACAAUGCACAUGAAUCGAAUGGAAAGAGAAGACCACUUGUACAGAGCCUUUGAAUAUUUCGACAAGGACAAGAGCGGGCACAUCACUAUGGACGAAUUAGAGCAUGCCCUGAAGAAUUAUAAUAUGGGUGAUGAGAAAACAAUAAAGGAGAUCAUUGCAGAAGUCGACACAGACAACGAUGGAAGAAUUAACUACGAUGAGUUUGUGGCCAUGAUGAGGAAAGGCAACCCAGAGUUGGUAACAAAUAGAUGCCGCAAAUAGCAUUAAAAAUAGGAUUCCUGGUGAUUUGCUUUGUUGCUCCAUUUUGCUGAUGACUCCAACUGGCUUUUUCGUUUAACUGGUUGUAUCACGUCUUUGUACCUGAGUUGGCAAUCCAUUCUGAGUUUAACUACCGGGAAUCACUGGACAGUUCGUGCCUUUUGGAGAAGUUUGUGUGUUUGUGCAUGAGUUACCUUAACAAAAAGACAAGUAUGCUAGAUUUCCAGCAGUUUGCUUCAGUGAUUAUGUAUUUACGGGUGAGAUGCAGGGUGAUGCAUUGAAUUCGAAUUGUGUUGUCUUACCUGUUUCUAAGUUGGCCCAUGUCUCAAACUGUACAAUAUAAGUUGUCAAUGCAGACUUAGGAUAAAAGGCUUUCUUUAGUUGAGUUAGGUUGAAUUUUUCCGCAAUGGGGUCCCUCAUGUGCUCCAGGUUGUGCUAAUUUGUCAAUAUCUGUUUGGUCAAUCAAGGAUUUUUAAUUAAUUAUUAAUCUAUUGGAGCAUGAACGGGUUGUUGAGACUCCAAGAUCCAGUGCUGUACAAAAUCCUAUCUAUCGGUUGAGUUUAGCAUUGUACACAUGUUAAUGUAAAAUAUCUGACCAUUUUUGAAGAUAUGGAGAGUAGACUGUGUGGCUCCAUUAAAUGCAUAGCUUAUUUGAAGAGUUUUCGAUUGCUUUGAUGUUUAAAUGAUCAUCUCCCAAAU